GUACAAUUCUCCUUAACGAAGUGUCGACGCCAUUAUGCUUGUUGGUCCGGGAUGGAUUUCGGUCUGUCGGCUUUCAACUUAGUUUUUUGAGAUUCCGUCAGUCUCGAGCCGUAUUUCGUACAUUGUUUAACUUGCGCCGACCAAAUCUAUCGUUUUCACGCCAUUUGCAUAUUUCAAUCACGUCGUGCGGAAGUGAAUAGCCUUUUAUGUUUGGUGCCUCGGGAUUCAUUUGCUGUUGCUGUUUCUGUGCAUUGUGAUCUUUUCCGCCCUCAUUCUGGUGUUUUUAUGUGCGAUAUUGUGGCCGUGCACGCUUUGCUUAAUUCUCUGUGCAGUGAUUCUCGUCGAAGUGCCAAAUUGAAUUGCGUGAAAGGUGCGUGCUGCGGUUGUGCACGGAACUGCUGGAAAGUUCUGACUGUGGCUUCUCUGCCUGUGAGUGGUUGCAGAAAAUUGCGCAAAGGUGGAUAAAAUGCUGAGAUUUCUGAGUCGCCGAAAGGUGCGCAAUGCAUCGUCGGACGGCAGCAGUCAGAUCAAGUCGCAAAGGAUUACCACGAACAAGAAUAAGAUCGACUGCCGGGUCAUCUUGCUGGACAACACGGACCUGUCGAUUGAAAUACCGAAAAAGGCAUUAGGAAGCUAUCUCUACGAACAAGUUCUCUAUUCUUUAGAUCUAACAGAAAAAGAUUACUUUGGACUACAGUUCACGGAUCAUAAUCAAGUUAAACAUUGGCUGGACCCAACAAAACCUAUAAAGAAACAAGUUAAAAUUGGACCACCAUACACUUUUAGAUUGAAAGUGAAAUUCUAUUCGUCGGAACCAAAUACCUUACGGGAAGAACUUACACGUUAUUUGUUUUUCCUUCAGUUGAAGCAGGAUUUAUUAGAUGGAAGACUAGAGUGUCCAGAUGAUAAGGCCGCGGAACUCUGUGCACUUGCAUUGCAAUCGGAACUUGGUGACUAUGAUUCGGAGAUUCAUACAGCAGCCACAGUAUCCGAAUUUCGAUUCGUUCCGAAUCAAUCGGAAGAAUUAGAAAUUGCAAUUUUAGAUGAGUAUAAAAAUUGUCGAGGGCUCACACCAGCUCAGGCAGAAUCGAGUUAUUUAAAUAAAGCGAAAUGGUUAGAUAUGUAUGGAGUGGAUAUGCACACAGUACUUGGAAAAGAUGGAUGCGAAUAUCAUUUAGGCCUAACUCCAACUGGUAUUUUGGUUUUCGAAGGACAACAAAAAAUCGGACUUUUCUUUUGGCCUAAAAUCAGUAAACUUGAUUUCAAAAAGAAAAAGUUAACUCUUGUUGUCGUGGAAGACGAUGAUGAUGGCCGUGAACAAGAGCACACAUUUGUGUUUCGUCUAUACAACGAAAAAGCUUGUAAGCAUUUAUGGAAAUGUGCCGUAGAACAUCACACAUUCUUCAGAUUACGAGCUCCUGUGAAGGGGCCAUCAGCUCGCCAAAAUUUCUUUAGAAUGGGUUCGCGAUUUCGUUAUUCCGGACGAACUGAGUUUCAGACAACACAACAGAGUCGAGCACGAAGAACUGUACAAUUCGAAAGAAGACCAUCACAACGUUUUGCCGGCAGACAGUCACACGUGAUUCGGGAACGACAAAAACAAAUGAACAAUAAUCAGAAUGAAUCUACAACCGCAACUGUUACAACACCAACUAGUGCCCCAGAGACCUCAGAGGCUACUUCAUUGCCUGAAGCAUCAUUCAGUUCUUCAGUGUCACAAUCACCUUCUAUUCAAACAGUUAUACAGAAUCCAGGGGUGAGCUCGGAUUCUGAGGGUGUUACGAGUCUAAGUAAUGGUGGUAUGGCAACAUCGACGUCCCUUAGUCGGGUAUCAACGAAAUCCACAUCAUCUACAGAGGAUAGUGGCUACAGUAAGAUUGGAUCAUUCGGUAAAGCUGGAGUGAUUGUUAAUAAUGUGAAACCCGUUGAGGAAACUAAUCCGUUCAAGACAACAUCGACCCACGGAUCUUUCGGUAAAGCAUCGAUUAGCUCAGCGUUCAGCAUAAAAAGUGGAUCGGAUAAAGAUAGUCAGCUUGAUUCAUUAUUAAAAUCCAUUGUUAAAGACCCAUCUCCUUCUAUCCUGGCUCAUGAGGCUAUUAACGAUGCUAACAGUAUCAGACUUACUAUUAACAAAACAUCCGAUAUGGAGAGCAAUACGGAAAGUUUGAAGCGCUUAUCCUCCACUGAAAAACCAAACAAUCAAACGAAAUUGGCGAAUGUCGGAGGCACUCCACUUUCACCUAGCCAAAUUAAGCACAACAUCCUAAAAGCUCGAGUCGAAGAAGAAAUGGGUACAAACGCUAAAUUGACUAAUCAGAUGUUUGUUCCGAUGGCAGUGACUAGCAAUUCAACAGAUGGACCCGAUUCAUUGAAUGCAACCUACAUCUCAGUGGGUGGUGAUAAAUUAACGCUAAAUUUAACAGAACAAAAACCUGUGGUUACUGUUAAUUUAGAACCACUCAUUGAGAAAGAAAAAGCUGAGGAAAAGGCGACGAAAACAAUAGAAAUAAGUCACACUACGCAAGAGGAGCUGGCGGACGAAGAGGUCGAUUCAGUGCAAGAGGUAGAAGUUGAGAGAGAACGAGAAGUGGAAAAAGAUAAGAAGAAUACCAUUAACAAUAUUCAAACGGCAGCGGAAAUGGUUUCGCCAUGGUUAGUAUCAUCUGAAGUAGUUUCAGCUCAAAAAGGCAAAGACUCAAUUAUAUUACGAAAGUCAGUUAUAACAACACAAUUGUAAGAAUUCGAAGGGGAUCAGAAAAAACUAAAAAGAAGGAAAAAAUAGUUCUGAAAAAAGUUGAUUACUUAAUGCAAUAUUUAUUAUCAUUAUCUUAUUCUAGAAGGUAGGAAUGAAACUUGUUUAACGAAAUUUUUGCAUAUCAUAAUGGCUCAGUUAGUGGACCUAGAGAUUUGUGUAACGUUUUCCAAACAAAUGAACAAAUGAACUGAAUUUAAUACAUUUAUACUCGUGAAACUAUCGAUCCAUGGAAAUAUUAUUUAACAUGGCGAAUGACGAUCAAAGUUUUCAAAUCUCAAAGCUCCAUCAAUUAGGCCUUUAUUGUUUUCAUGAAAUAAUCAAUUGAAUGUAUGAUUGAUUAUGGUGCCUUAUUUACAUAUUUAAUACUUUUAUACAAGAGGUGAAAAUUUAGUAUUAAAUACGUGGAGUAUAGUUUUGCAAAGUUUUACUGGCAAUUUCGACGGAAGUUUUGAUCAAAGUUUUAUAUAAAAGGAGUCAUUUAUAUACAAUGAUAAAUGUGCAAUCAGUUUUUAUAAUUGCUCAGUGUCAAAAAUAAUGAAUAAGUAACUAUAAUGUAAUUCAAGCAAGGUUUCACUGUAUGGAGUUAAGAACAUUUCUGGAAUUUUUUUCGGAACAUUUGAAAUUAUAUUCAGGAAACUUGGAUUUUGCUUGUUUGCUCAUGUAUUUAAAUUGUUCUCUACGAAAUAACGAUGUUUUGUUAUAGAAUGUCAUGAAUUCUCCCAAAAUUAAUAUUAUUUCAUAUUCAGUCAUUAUCAUUCCAUUUGCCCAUUUUUUCGAUAUCCACAUGAACGAAAGCGAAUAUUUUCUUAACGAAUUAUUAAAAAUCUAUUCUUCAAAUUUCCAAAUUUCUGUAUUGAGCGAUUAAUGACACAAUUCUUUGCGAAUCGAUCAACAUUCCAAUUUAAAAAAAUCUUUAUAAAAAAGCCACUUCCAAAUGAUUUUCUAAAUACUAAAAAAAAAAAUUGUGAACUAUAAAUUCAAAAGAUUGAUGAAUAAAAUAACUCUUGGGGUGUGUACCCAUCUAACAAGUCAAUUAACGAGAAAGUGCAAAUGUUUUGCACUCCACCUAUGUCGGUAUUUUUGGGCCGGCCCUGAAAUUCUUCCUACAUUACAUAUCGAAUGAAAUCAAACGCAGGCAGCUAACGAAAAGCAUUCCUUCCACGUUGUUUUCAACUUUUUUUACAUAUUGUACGCGACAUCAACGAUCUGUAAACAAGUUUCGCAUACUUGUGCUGUCUUAUUGUGUCGCCUAUUGGUAUAACUCGCGAUCUAUUAUUUCCUAGAUGUAUUUUUAGAAUAUACACGUGAUCUCAUUUGCAAUUAUUACAAAUCUGAUAGAGCGAUGUACUUAAAAAUACAUCAUAAAAAAUAUCAUGCACUGUUAUGAAUCUGAAAUCAAAAAUUAUCUUUAUACAAAAAAGAGAAAAACUGAAAUUGUCAUAUUUGCAUUUAGAAAAGAAGAAAGAUAUGAAAUUUAUAAAUAUAUAUGUAUAUCUCUAUAAUUGUUUUAUGAUAUUUUUUCCGUUAUCUACAAUUUAUAUUCAAUUGCUUUUAUCGUUCUUUUUUAAUUAAAUUUAUUUUAGUUGUAAGUUUACGUGAAGGCAGGCACAUAUGCCAAGAGCGUAGUGCCAUUAGUUUAGUUUUCAUCAUAGAACAGUUCAUUCAUGAAUUCUUAAAGAGUUGAUUUUUACACUUUAAUUCUCUAAUGAUUCAUGAAUUUCGUACACUUUUAUACUUAAUGAAAUACAGUAAAAACGAAAUGGCAGUAUUUUUCAUAGAAUUUACAUAUAAUCAAUAACGUCGCGGUUUCAUCGAAAUAAAAAGUGAAAAUGGAAUUUACUUAAAAGGUAUAUACAUGCUUAAAGAAUGAAAAAUUAUUCAUAUGUAAUUAAUAUAUUGCCUUAAAUAUACAAAUAUAUUAAGAUAA
Hermetia illucens (black soldier fly) is the source of this 4682-nucleotide messenger RNA. RefSeq names its product band 4.1-like protein 5. Gene Ontology annotation, molecular function: cytoskeletal protein binding. The transcript is spliced from 11 exons. Bases 467 to 2737 code for a protein of 756 amino acids. The record is from RefSeq and is a predicted model, not a curated record. NCBI's taxonomy places the organism in Eukaryota, Metazoa, Arthropoda, Insecta, Diptera, Stratiomyidae. Gene Ontology annotation, cellular component: cytoskeleton.